AUGGGUUGGUUGUUGCUCCAGCGUCUGGUGAUGGCUCUAGGAGAGUAUAUGAAGGUGCACUCACACGCAUGCAUCGGAGGCACUAACGUCCAUGUCGUGGUGGGCACGCCUGGUUGCGUCCACGACAUGAUCAACCAUAAGGUGCUGCGCACCCAGUAUAUCAAGCUGUUUGGUUUCGAAGACCAGAUCCUCGACGUGUUCAAGAUGGUGCCCCCAGACGUGAAGGUCAUGUCCGCCAACAUUCUGGGGAAGAAGGAAGAAUUGACUCUCGAGGGCAUCAAGCAGUUUUACAUAAACGUUAAGCAAGAAAAUUGGAAACUGGGUACCCUAUGCAAUAUGUACGAUACACUGUCCAUUACCCAGUCGUCUAUCUUCUGCAAUACCAUGGACCAUCUAGCCGAGGAGAUGUCGAGCCCCAACUUCACCGUUUCGGCUAUUUACGGCGACAUGGAGCAGCGAGAUCCUGAGGUCAUCAUCAAACAAUUCCGUUCGAGCUCUUCUCGCGUCUUGAUUACCACUGAUUUACUGGCGCGUGGUAUUGAUGUGCAGCAGGUCUCUUUGGUCAUCAAUUACGAUCUGCCCUUAAACCGCGAGAACUACAUCCAUAGAAUAUGUCGGGGUGGUCAAUUCGGUCGCAAGGGUGUUGCAUUAAGACUAAAUUUGUUUGCAAUCGACAUUCACAAGUGGUCCAUCGAUGACUAUGAUUGCUCCUGCCAGUCAAAAAACUCGAUUUCUUCAGAUUAUCUUUAA
Messenger RNA from Drosophila suzukii, 750 nucleotides. NCBI's taxonomy places the organism in Eukaryota, Metazoa, Arthropoda, Insecta, Diptera, Drosophilidae. The record is from RefSeq and is a predicted model, not a curated record.